AUAUCACUUCAACUGUUAUGGCAGAUCUCGAUUUGAAGUCUAUCCUCGACUAUACUGUCACCCUCGCUUACGACGCUGGAAAACUGAUAAUCGAAGGGUCCGAGGCUAUCCUACAGCCAGCAUCUGUCGUCGACACCAAGAAGAACGCAGUUGACCUUGUCACUGAAUACGACGUCCGAGUGGAGGAGCUUGUCAAAGAAAAACUGGGGGAGAAGUAUCCCUCAUUCCAGUUUAUUGGCGAGGAAUCUUACGCAGCGGGUGCUCGCCCAGAAUGGACGGACGAGCCGACGUGGUGUGUUGACCCCAUUGAUGGAACAACCAAUUUCGUGCAUGGCUUCCCUAUGGUAGCUCUCUCCAUCGCUCUCUUGGUCAAGCGCCAAUCAGUUUUGGGCAUCAUAUAUAACCCUUUCCUCGAAACUAUGUACACGGGCAUCAAAGGUGGGGGCUCGUACGUCACGCGUGGUGGCCCCGAUGGUGUCCGCCGAAAGUUGCCUUUCGCGAACCCUCCUCAACCUCUCCCUUCGUUGAGCAAAGCACAACUAGCUGUUGAAUGGGGCUUCGAUCGUCGUAUUCCACCUUUGGCUGCUCGUGCCGAGAGCUUCCACCGGCUGGUGAGCGACGCCGCCAAUGGAAUCCAUAAGGCCCGCAUGGCGCACUCCUUGCGGUCGCUCGGUACCUCUGCUAUGAACUUUGUAUAUGUUGCACAAGGUGCCUUCGACAUGUACUGGGAAAUCGGCCCCUGGCCCUGGGAUGUUGCUGCAGGAGUCAUCAUUGCCCAAGAAGCAGGCGGCUUGGCCACCGGUUCCCAUGAGGUCUUUGAUGCAAGCAAAGACACUAUCACUUUUGGCGAGGUCGGCGAGGAGAUCCUGACGUCGAGGAAAUACCUCGUCAUCCGUCCAAUUGGUGAUACUGAGAAUGAGACUGGCCGAGAAGCUCAGAAGCGAAUCAUCUCCGAAUUCUAUGAAACCGUCAUUGACUACGACACGGUUUAGGGUAUCGGCACGCGGCCAGCCUAUCGGCAGUGUUCGUUGCAUUUGUAGGACCCGGUGUUCAUAUAGAGUCGUUCCCAUAAAAGCCUGUACCGAUUGAUCCUGUAAUUUUAUCCAUGCAAGUCUUCAGCCAAACAUAGUUGUUCCAUGACGUUGCAAAUCGACCUUUGCUGCGCAAAAACUGGCGCUGGUCUAGCAGGCUGC
Desarmillaria tabescens is the source of this 1193-nucleotide messenger RNA. RefSeq lists its product as uncharacterized. NCBI's taxonomy places the organism in Eukaryota, Fungi, Basidiomycota, Agaricomycetes, Agaricales, Physalacriaceae. Gene Ontology annotation, biological process: signal transduction; inositol metabolic process; phosphatidylinositol phosphate biosynthetic process. The transcript is spliced from 7 exons. Gene Ontology annotation, molecular function: inositol monophosphate 1-phosphatase activity. The coding region runs from base 18 to 992 and encodes 324 amino acids. The record is from RefSeq and is a predicted model, not a curated record.